GUAGAACGAGUUAUGAUGUAUUUUGUUCUUUGGCUGCUUUACUGACUCCGUAUGACAUGUUGGCUUGAAAUAGACAGCAUGCCAAAUCACUGUAGGCUACUCAGUUGGUCUGUGCAUAUGAUCACUUCAGGUGUUCCGGUUAUGGAUCGUCUUUUGCGCAUUUUGCUUCUGCCGGUCCUGUGUUCGCUUGCGCACUGUGAACAGAUCAAACCUGCUAUUGCUGAUGAGCAGUAUCUCUGGGUUGGUGGUCAAACUGGGGAAGUUCACACCUACCGGAUCCCUCUACUCACCUUCACCCCUCAAGGAAGUCUGCUGGCUUUUGUAGAAGCCCGGAAGAUGUCUUUCAAAGAUAUUGGAGCCAAGUUCAUAGCCUUGAGACGUUCCACAGAUCGAGGGGUCACCUGGUCACCCACCUCAUUCAUAGUGGAUGAUGGUUCUCUAACAGAUGGGUUAAAUCUGGGUUCGGUUGUUGUAGAUGAGGCGACUGGUGCAGUGAUACUCAUAUACUCUCUUUGCUUCCACCAUUACCACUGCAAACCCUCCAGUACCAUGCUGGUGGAGAGUCUGGAUGAUGGGCUCACCUGGAGUGCCCCAAGAAACCUUAACCCUCAGCUGGGGCUCAAGAGCUUUGCUCCUGGACCGGGCUUCGGUAUACAGAAGCGUCAUCCACCUGCUGUUGGGCGUUUGGUGGUGUGUGGCCAUGGCACCCUUGCUGGAGAUGGAGUGUUCUGUAUCCUGAGUGAUGAUCAUGGAAAAACGUGGCGAUAUGGAGCUGAAUUAAAGAGUAUCCCAUAUAACCAGCCCAAAAAGAACCUUGAUUUUGACCCAGAUGAGUGUCAGCCAGUGGAGUUGGAUGAUGGCAGCAUUGUUGUGAAUGUGCGCAACAAUAAGAACUAUCACUGCCGCUGUCGGAUGAUUGCGCGCAGUCUGGAUGGAGGCGAGUCUCUGCCCAUGGGGGAGCUGGUGUUUGAUCAGACUCUGGUGGACCCUGCGGUCGCAGCUGGAGCUUUACAGAAAGAAGGAGUGCUUUACUUCACUAACCCAGCCAACUCUCAUAGCAGAGUUGACCUCACCCUUCGCUGGUCUUUGAAUCGUGGUAAAUCAUGGGUGAAAGAUACACUGAAGAUCUGGGCCGGGCCAAGUGGAUACUCCUGUUUGACAGCACUUAAAGGCAAUGGAAGUGACGAUCACAAGUACAUCUAUAUCAUCUUUGAGAAAGGUCAAACAGACUACUUUGAGACCAUCUCUUUUGUGAAAGUUGACCUGUACAGCGAACAGUGAAGAAAGUCACUGAGUCCAAGAAGCUACAUGAUGAUGAAAAGGCUUUUUGUUUUAAAUUUUGAAACCUGUUUUCAGUCAAACCAUUUUUAAUCUAUGAGAUCUUAUAUGUGCAAAAGUGACUGGGCAUUAAUUUCAGGAUCUGUAGAAUCAAUUGCCUUUAUAGUUCAUGUGGUGAUACAGUAACAUGUAAGAUGUGUUAUGAAACUCACAACAUACUUUCCUUCUAGUUUUUAAUUACAUUUUUCAUUUCACUUUAAAAAGUGGCUUACAGUGCAUUCAAAGUAUAAAUUUUAUCAGUAUGUUUGUUCCUUGGGAAUCCAAAACACCACCUUUCAUUGCUUAUGAUUCCCUACCAUUAGAUUUGUUUUUCAAUCACUUCAGACUCUGUAGUAUUAGACUUUGACUUAUUAGCAUGUUUAAAGAUGGAAUAUUGAAAGUUUGUUCAGCAAAGGAUCAAGUUGUAAUUAGAUAAGACAAACAUUGGUCCUCCGACAACUGUAUAAUAAACUAAUUAAUGACAGCAAAGCAAAAGCUGUAUUUACUUCAGGACUCUACUUUGUGGAUUCAGAGUAUUUCCUUAAAGGAAGUGUUCAUCCAAAUAUGAUCAAAAUGUAAGUCUUUUUUUUACCCUUAAAACAUUCACAUUAACAUCUGAAAGUCACAUGUAGUGCCUGUUUUGUUUCACUUUCACAUUUGAAAGUGAAAGUUGAGUGGAGAUUUAGGGUAAAAAGGACUUAAAUAUUGUUCUGUUUCUCACCCACAUCUAUUAUAUUUCUUCUGAAGAUAUGGAUUAAACCACUGAAGUCGUAUGGAUUACUUUGUUUCCUUUAUGUGAUUUUUGGAGCUACAAAGUUCUGGCCACCAUUCACUUGCAUUGUAUGGACCAACAGAGCUGAAAUAUUAUUCUAAAAUCUUCAUUUAUGUUCUGCUGAAGAAAUAAAGUCAAACACAUCGGGGAUGGUAUGAGGGUGAGAAAAUAAUGAGAGAAUUUUCAUUUUUGGGUGAAAUAUCCCUUUAAGUAGUUUAUUAGUGAAUUACAGGUGCCUGGGUGCCUUUUACCCCAAGUGUGGGAGCCUUUUACCAGGUGUGGGGUAAAAGGCCCCCUCACCACCUUUUUUUAAAUUAAUUUUAUACAAAAACAACCUUCUGUUGUGUGAUGUUGCUUCAUCAAUGUUCACUUCAAAUAAAUGUAUU
Xyrauchen texanus (razorback sucker) is the source of this 2475-nucleotide messenger RNA. RefSeq names its product sialidase-1-like. Gene Ontology annotation, biological process: oligosaccharide catabolic process; ganglioside catabolic process. NCBI's taxonomy places the organism in Eukaryota, Metazoa, Chordata, Actinopteri, Cypriniformes, Catostomidae. The transcript has 6 exons. Gene Ontology annotation, cellular component: lysosome; cytoplasm; membrane. The coding region runs from base 52 to 1281 and encodes 409 amino acids. The record is from RefSeq and is a predicted model, not a curated record. Gene Ontology annotation, molecular function: exo-alpha-sialidase activity.